Triplophysa dalaica is the source of this 3402-nucleotide messenger RNA. It is a transcript of the gene mapk13, whose product is annotated as mitogen-activated protein kinase 13. Gene Ontology annotation, cellular component: nucleus; cytoplasm. Gene Ontology annotation, biological process: protein phosphorylation; intracellular signal transduction. The transcript has 12 exons. The record is from RefSeq and is a predicted model, not a curated record. NCBI's taxonomy places the organism in Eukaryota, Metazoa, Chordata, Actinopteri, Cypriniformes, Nemacheilidae. Gene Ontology annotation, molecular function: MAP kinase activity; ATP binding. Bases 262 to 1350 code for a protein of 362 amino acids.
UGACAUCAUCAAACAUAUCGAAACGCAUUCGACUGCGGCCAACAUGUUACAAAGUUUCAAUGACUCGUGACUUCGCGCGUCGAUGCCACGGCCGUCCGGCGCAAAACGAAACGGGGUAGACAGCUUGUUUGUUUUUAUAUUGGCGUGAGACAAAUUCGUUCCUACGCAGUGACCUUUCGGAGAUCGCAUGCAGAAAAUCGCGUAGGAGUCGCUUCGAGCGCGGUGAAGAUUUGCGCGCUGCCUGUUUUCCUUCAUCGCUCAAUGGAGUCACGGGUCGGGUUCAAUCGUGAGGAGAUCAACAGCACGAUCUGGGAGGUUCCGGACAAGUACAUUUGCCUGAAGCAGAUCGGAACCGGGGCGUAUGGCAGUGUGUGCUCCGCUAUCAAUAACAAAAGCAAGGAGAUGGUGGCCAUCAAGAAGUUGCACCGGCCUUUUCAGUCAGAGAUCUUUGCGAAGAGGGCCUAUCGUGAGCUGAGGCUUCUCAAGCACAUGAAACAUGAAAAUGUGAUAGGACUGCUAGACGUCUUUACUCCCGCCUCCAGACUGGAUGACUUCAAAGACUUCUACCUGGUGAUGCCAUACAUGUUCACAGAUCUCUCCAAAGUCAAAGGUCUUCUGACAGAAGAUCGCAUACAGUUCCUGGUCUAUCAGAUGCUCUGCGGACUUAAGUACAUUCAUGGCGCUGGCAUCAUUCACAGAGACCUCAAACCAGGAAAUCUGGCCGUUAACCAAGAUUGUGAGCUGAAGAUCUUGGAUUUUGGCCUGGCACGUCACACAGAAGCAGAGAUGACGGGUUACGUUGUGACGCGCUGGUACCGGGCCCCUGAGGUCAUUCUGAACUGGAUGCACUACACGCAGACAGUGGAUAUCUGGUCUGUUGGAUGCAUCAUGGGUGAAAUGUUCAAUGGAAAAACACUCUUUAAAGGAAAAGACUACAUGGAUCAGUUGACUCAGAUAAUGAAAGUGACAGGGACACCUGGUAAAGAAUUCAUUGGCAAACUCGAAAGCCCAGAGGCAAAGAGCUACGUCAGCUCGCUGCCCCUGUACCCACGCAAGGACUUCUCUGCAUUGUUUCCCAGAGCUAGUAAAAAAGCGGUAGACCUGCUUGAGAAGAUGCUGGUGUUAGAUGCAGACAACCGUCUCACUGCUGAUGGCGCGUUGGCACACAGCUACUUCGAUGGCUUGAGAGACCCAGAGGACUGGCCAGAGCCGACGCCAUACGACGACAGCUACGACAAUGCCACAAUGCCUUUAGAAGAAUGGAAACGUUUAUCCUUUAAAGAAGUGAGGAGUUUCGUUCCGUUCCCAAGAAGGGAUUCAAAGAGAAGAAACACGCUCACAAUGUCGUAGUGAACUGUCACCAGUGUUAAUGAAAUACUGAAUUACAACGAUACAAUUUAGGCCUUCAACUAUUGGAAUACUCCAAUAUUUUGUAAACACCCAACUGCUUUAGGAAUAUGUAUUAAUUACGCGCCUCUAGUAAGUGUUUCUGUGUAAUAUGUUAUAAAUGUCUCUUGCGUUGCUAAUAUGCAUGGCACCACACAAGGAUAGUUCACUCCAGAGCCGUUGAGAGAGAAAGUUCACAAUUUUUGCAUGUCCCGUGAUUCACUGAGCCUUCAGAUAUUUCAGAGAAUUUAUGUUUUCUCCUUAAAUGCUUUAUUUCUUACAUUUUUUUUAUUCAUUAAAUUACUUGCAUCUUUAAAUGUUUUAAAAGUUUGUCACAAUUGGUCUGUUUUGCUGCAGCUCUAUGCAUUACUAGUAACUUCCGGAAACUAUUGAGAGGCUCCAUGAACCCCCAUUGCUGUGAAAAAACUGUUCCAUUGAAGCAACUCUCUCUCUCAAUGGCUCUGGUUCGCCCAGAAAUGAAAAUUCUCUCAUCAUUUACCCUUGUUGCUUGAUGACUUGUAGGCGAUACAUAUCUUCUGAGGCCAAAUGAUGAGAUAUAGAUUAUAUGCUUUGUGUGAGGACAGGAUUUCCCCAAAAAGUGUAAACACUGCCGCUGUUGCUCUUAAAGGCAGAGCUUUAUGGAUCACGUCCAACAUUGCAAGAGACGUGCUUGAUAUUAAAAUAAGAUUUUAAAAGUGCUAUCUAUCUGCAUGCAUGCUCUGUGCACGAGUGCUUGUGAUAACUCAAGUACCUGCCUCAACGGCCAAAAGCACUUCAAUCUCUAAAUCAGAAUGCAUCUCGAAUUCAUGUAAACACGGUAAAUGUAAAUAACAACAGGAAAAUUUGGAUACAUGUCAAGCUAUUGUACGACAGAGAUGGCAAUAGAGCUGAAAGAUACAAAUUGCAGAUUAAUGUUAAACAUAAAAAAGAUUAAAAACCUAUUCAUCCAAUGCACUGGCCAAUAAACCAAAACAUUAAAGAGAUACUUCACCCAAAAAUGAAAAUUCUGUCAACAUUUACACCUUCUGAAGAACACAGAGAAAGAUAUUUGGAAGAAUGCUUAUAACCAGAAAGAUUUUGCCCCCAAUUGGCUACUAUAGUAGGAAAAAAUAAAAUGGUAGUCAAAAGUGACACAGGACUGUUUGCUGUCCUACAUUCUUCAAAAUGUUUUCUUACGUGUUCAACAGAACAAAAAUAUUAUAGUAGAAAUAUUUUUUCCUACUAUCGGAGUCAACGGGGGCGGGGGGGGGGGGGAUCUGUACCGUAUACAGAUUUGGAACAACUCCUAGGUGAGUAAAUGAUGACAGAAUUUUCAUUUUUGGGUGAAGUAUCCCUUUAAACGUAAAGCCCUUACACAAAGCACUUUUUAAAUAUAACUUUCUUUUCAGUCUGUUCCUCACAUAAAGAAUUGGCUCAUACAGUAGGCAUAUAUAACAUUAUGGUGCUUUCUGUACUUUUGGAGUGUGUCAGAAUACGUUCAUUGUAUGGAAAAGAGUAGAGUGAAUAUUAUGAUUUUAAUUUGUGUUAGACAAAAAAGUGGGCGAACUAUUCCCUGAAUACUAUCAGGUGUCAACAAUAGAUAGCUAUAUAUAGAUAGAGGUACAAUAAAUGGUUUACUAAAUAUAUCAGUCAAACUCUCCAAGGUUCAGUAUUUUGAAAUGUUUACCGAACUAGUCUUGUUUAACUUCUUUGAAAGGUGAGACAGGAUGUUUUACUUGGAUGUUAAUGUAAAUGAAUCAAUUGAUUGGCCACAACAAAUGGCAGCUUAGAGCAGAGGGCACAUUAAGGUUUUAGUUGCACAAUGGUGUUAGAUGUAGAGGCCCAUUCAAAUCUGUUUUUCUAAAGAAACUGACUUCAUUUGCAUUAUCACAAUGUUUGGGAUGGAUGUUAACUGACAUUUUAUGACUUAAGUGCUGUGCUUUUCGUUUCAUUGCCAUGUUAUUUCAAGUAUGUAACCAUGUGUUCUGGAUCAGGGACCCGAAUGUAACCAUUCAAGAAUACAUUAUUGGAAAAAGG